Messenger RNA from Peromyscus maniculatus bairdii (prairie deer mouse), 2758 nucleotides. Lineage: Eukaryota; Metazoa; Chordata; Mammalia; Rodentia; Cricetidae. The record is from RefSeq and is a predicted model, not a curated record.
UCCAGACUAGGGCAGUGGGGAAAUUAACAACCGCUGAGAACAAUGGGUGUAUGUUUGAGGAACAAAGCAGGGUGAGGCUGAACGUGGACAAUUUGGAAAAGCCAUCAGAAGAUGCUCCAGGGCAUCCUGACUCGGACACCACGGAAGAGAGGGCAGGGACCUCCAGGAAGUGAGAAGAAUUCUGUCAACUCCCGACUUUCCAGUAAAUUUAACUGAACACAAGCCCAGCACUUCCUUUGGAGUGUGUCCCACAGAUACCGCUCUCAUUUUACAAGGCGUUUCUGAGAAGAUAAGUAACUUGCCCACCGUCAAUCAGAUAGUAGGAAGGAAGACACAAAUCGGAACUCAGCGGUCAGUGGGGGAGCUGAGUGUUACUCAGGUCACCGUGAGGAUCAAGAGCUUAAGAAGAUCAAGCUUCGCUCCCUGGCCGGCCUUCAAGUCUCUCUCCGUCGGCCCCCGCAGCUAGCCACACCCUAGUUCUAGACACUACACACAUUUUUAUUCGGCCGUAGGGGAUGGGUGCUGUCCAGCAGGUGUGCCCCGGCUCCCCGGAGGGCGGGACCGCUGUUUCCGGGCUGUCCUGGCAUCCGAACCGCGCUGGGCGUGGCUGCGGUCAGGCAACCCCAAACCCAGAUGACCUGGGCUAGAGGACGACCGCAGGGAGCGCGCCACCCGCAGGAGGAGCUGCCCAACCCUCUGCUCUCAGCCUCUGCAUCUGCUCGGGAACCCACGGCCCACCCCCAACUCCCGGACAGCGAGAAAACCUCCGCGCCUCGGGCACCCGGCGGAGACCGAGCAGCAGGCCCGGGAGCCGGGGCGACGAGAGUUAACCCAACCUGCUCCCUCCGAGGCCGAGGGCCGGGCCGCUGCGAGCACCUCCCAUUGGCCGCCGAGCCGGCUCGGCGCUCAUUGGCGGAGGCGCCCGGCUGCGGCUCUUGGAGAGUCCCCAUUGGCGCUGCGUUCCACGGACUGGAGCGAGGCGGCCCGGCCUCCGCAAGCUACCCCGGGUAAAAGGUGCUCCAGCUCCGUAGCUACCUUGCCACGCUCAUGCUUAGCCAGAAUCCGAACUUCCUAGGCGACCCUCCUCUUGCUUGUCGCCACGCCCCCUCCGGGUCUUCCCUCUGAUCCUUUUCUUCUUGUUGCUUUUCUGUUUCCUGCUUCUCCAGCUACCAUUUCCCAACUCCGCGUUUUCCUAAAAUACUCCCAGGUCCCCCUAGCCUGUCAUCCCUGGCAUCUGCCACCUUCUAACUUCUGCUCCUCCUUGACCUCAGAUCCCUUGGUCCACAGGGCCUUCUCAUUGCCAAGCUCUGACCCCCAAAUUCCCUCUAACCUUAAUUUACUUCUUGACGUUUGACCCUGACACUUUGGCUCUCUAAAUUUCUACCUGUUACAGCCUGGACUGCAAAGAGCCAGGUGUUGCCCUGACAUCCACCCCUGCUUUCCAAGGCCAUUUGCUACCCCUACCAUGGACUUCUUGUUGAGUGGUCUGGCAGCCUGCGGGGCCUGUGUGUUCACCAAUCCCCUGGAGGUUGUAAAGACCAGAAUGCAAUUACAAGGGGAACUGAAGGCCCCAGGAACCUACCAGCGCCACUACCGAAACGUCUUCCACGCCUUCUUCACCAUUGGCAAGGUGGAUGGCCUGGCUGCCUUGCAGAAGGGCCUGGCCCCUGCGCUCUUGUACCAGUUCCUGAUGAAUGGCAUCCGACUGGGCACCUACGGGCUGGCGGAGGCUAGGGGAUACCUGCACACUCAUGAAGGUGUCCUCAGUCCUGUGCGCAGCGCUGCAGCUGGAGCCCUCGCUGGGGUCAUGGGAGCCUAUCUGGGAAGCCCAAUCUACAUGGUGAAGACACACCUCCAGGCACAGGCAGCCUCUGAAAUCGCUGUAGGGCACCAGUAUAAGCAUGAGGGCAUGUUUCAUGCACUAACCAAGAUUGGCCAGAAACAUGGUCUGGUGGGGCUGUGGCGUGGGGCCGUGGGCGGCCUGCCCCGAGUUGUCAUCGGCUCCUCUACCCAGCUGUGCACCUUCUCAUCCACCAAGGACCUCUUGAUUCAGUGGGAGAUCUUUCCUCCCCAGAGCUGGAAGGUGGCUCUGGCGGCUGCCAUGGUGAGUGGUGUCGCAGUAGUCACGGCCAUGACACCCUUUGAUGUGGCCAGCACAAGGCUCUAUAACCAACCCACUGAUACUCAUGGCAAGGGCCUCAUGUACCGGGGGAUCUUGGACGCUCUGCUGCAGACAGCUCGGAAAGAGGGCCUUUUUGGCAUGUACAAGGGUAUAGGUGCCUCCUAUUUUCGCCUUGGCCCCCACACUAUCCUCUCUCUCUUCUUCUGGGAUCAGCUGCGCGUCUUCUACAACACAUACGCUAAAUGAGCCACUCUCCUGUACUCCAAAUCAACACUCCACUACUUACUAUCUCAGUGAUGAUUUCCUGACGCACUGACCCUCAUCCACCUAAGGGGGCCAGCCAUGACCACUCCUCUGCUCUCUUAGGGUUGAAUCACUAAUCUGAUUCUGAACAGUAAUUUAUGUCCUUCCCUUGGAUAUUGCUUUAAAUUUCCCAAGUUCCCCUGUAUACUUCACACCCAUCUCAGGGUUGAAUCAGAUACCCCAAAGUAUAUUUCUACUGCCAUUCUUGGGUCCCUCCUGCUCCUGCGCACAGCUUUAAAGUCCCCCUUCCAAGACCAGGGGGGAGGCCCAGGUGUCCUCUUAAAUUCAAAGCCACAGAAACUGUGUUGUUUAUAAAGCAAGUUUAUUUCUGCA